Anthonomus grandis grandis is the source of this 1205-nucleotide messenger RNA. RefSeq lists its product as uncharacterized. The record is from RefSeq and is a predicted model, not a curated record. Lineage: Eukaryota; Metazoa; Arthropoda; Insecta; Coleoptera; Curculionidae. The transcript is spliced from 3 exons. Bases 35 to 991 code for a protein of 318 amino acids.
CGAGGUACGCGUCGAAAUUCUUUUUGACUUAAAAAUGCCUAAACGUAAAAUAAGUGAGGGAAAAAAGUGUGAAGUGAGGAAACUUAACAAAAAACUCAAGAAAAUACAGGAUAAGCUACGACUACUGGAUUCAAGCGAUUCGUCUUUUACGUCAUCUAGCGAAUCUUCAGGUUCGUCUUCGGACGUAGAACCCAAUAAUGAAGAAAUCCAGAUCAUACCUCAAACGGAGACAGCACCAGAACAGAUUGAAGUAGAUUUUGACUUCUUUGGCAGCAAGCCGCUGGACGAGGCACAAAUCGGUGUAGCAAUACACAACGAGAUUGCAGUACGCUGGAGUGCAGUGCUACAAUCGGGGUUAACCAGUGCACAAAGAAGUGACAUUACAGAAAAAUACAAAAUUCCCGAAAAUUGUCUACAAUUGCUACCUCCAAAAACAAAUUAUGAAAUACAACCAUGUCUUCCCGAUGGGGUUCUUAAACAUGACAAAUUCGUUACAGCGUUGCAGUUACAGCUAGCUCACGGCCUCUCAGCCAUCGCAACAAUAAUAAACAAAAAUUUGCCAGUCGCAGAACAGGCUAACGACACAAAAGUUUUGGGGGAAGCAUGUCAAAUUUUUGCAAAUGUCCAUAAUGCGCUUUCAAUUCAUAGAAAGUACAAAAUUUUGCCGCAUUUACAUCCUGAUUGUGCUAAAGUGGCCAAAAACAUAAAAAUGGAUAACAACCUGUUUGGAAAAGAUUUUCAUGAAGUUUUCAAAAACGACCAAGCUCUAAAAAAAUCAAGUGCUGUCUUGAAGAAGAGAGCCUCAACUGCCAUGACUGCGACCGCUGGAACUUCUGGACUUCAGCAGAAAUACCGUCAGUCUUUAAACUACCAGCGCCCCCAAUACAAAGGGAAAUUCAAAGAAGGAGUGAGGAGAGAGGAGAGGCUGCCGAGGGAAAGAAGCAAAUGGAACCAGCGCAAGGAACAACAGUACCAUCAACGCAGGAAGUAGGCGGUUCGAAUAAGGACCAGCCAUCCGCUAUGCAAGGAACUUUCCCUAGUGGCAGGGAAAUUGUCAGGAUCGCUUAUCAAAUAAAAGGAAUUCCAGCGACAGCGAUACCAACAAUGAUCAAUUCCUUAUCAGAAGGCACCUUAAAGCAAUAUUCCAAUUGUUUUAAAAAAUACUGGGAGUUUUGCAAUGAAAGGCAAUUUAUAAACCCAUUUAU